AUGCCGAAACCUGCAGAUCCUUGCGAUGUACAGCUGGAAAACUACAAAAAGAGCCAGCCUGUAAGUGUAAGGAUCUUCAUACCACUGAACAACUUGGACCCUUUACCAAUGCUACCUUUUCAGACACCGAAAAUUAUUACCACCUCAAAUGGUGCCCCGAUUGGCAGUAAAACAAAUGUGCUCACUGCUGGACCAAGGGGUCCAUUGCUCAUGCAAGAUGUAGUGUACAUGGAUGAAAUGGCUCAUUUUGAUCGUGAAAGGAUUCCCGAACGAGUCGUUCAUGCCAAAGGAGGAGGAGCCCAUGGAGUGUUCGAGGUGACUCAUGACAUUACAAAAUAUUGCAAAGCAGAAAUUUUCAGCAAAAUCGGCAAACAGACACCGUGUUUUGUACGCUUUUCUACCGUUGCUGGAGAGUUAGGAUCAGCGGAUACGGCUCGCGACCCACGUGGUUUCGCUGUAAAGUUUUACACUGAGGAAGGGAAUUGGGACCUUGUUGGCAACAAUACCCCAAUUUUCUUCAUUCGUGAUCCACUGCAAUUCCCAAACUUCAUCCACACCCAGAAGAGAAAUCCUCAGACUCAUCUGAAGGAUCCGGACAUGCAGUGGGACUUCUGGGGACUUCGACCUGAGUCCACACACCAAGUGAUGUUCUUGAUGUCGGAUCGAGGAACUCCCGACGGAUUUCGCUUCAUGAAUGGCUACGGCUCUCACACCUUCAAAAUGGUCAACGCCAGAGGAGAACCGGUUUACUGUAAAUUCCACUUCAAGCCGCCAAAGAUCAAGAAUCUUUCCGCUGCCGAUGCUGCUCGUCUCGCCGGCGAAGAUCCUGAUUACGCGAUCCGUGAUCUGUUCAACGCAAUCGAGAGAGGAGACUUCCCCUCUUGGAAGCUCUAUAUCCAGGUGAUGACUUUCGAGCAAGCAGAAAAAUGGCCGAUGAACCCAUUUGACGUCACCAAAGUUUGGCCACAUGGCGAAUUCCCAUUGAUUCCGGUUGGGACUAUGACGCUCAACAGGAAUCCGAAAAAUUAUUUCGCUGAGGUGGAACAGGCCGCUUUCUGUCCAGCUCAUGUGGUUCCUGGAAUCGAAUUUUCGCCAGACAAGAUGCUUCAGGGACGACUGUUCUCCUACACAGAUACCCACUUCCAUCGUCUAGGCCCGAACUAUAUCCAGUUGCCCAUUAAUUGCCCCUUCAGAGCUCGAGCGCACAAUGCUCAACGAGACGGAUUCGCAGCUUACAAUAAUCAAGAAAAUGCUCCAAACUAUUUCCCCAACAGCUUCAAUGGCGGAGUGGAAUGCCCAAAAGCUUUAGAAAGCAAAUGGAAAGUGACAGGAGACGUUGCUCGUCACGAGUCCAUUGACGACAAUAACUUUGAACAGCCACGAGUAUUCUGGGAAAAGGUCUUGAACAAUGAGGAACGAGAGAGGCUUGUGGAAAAUAUCUUCUCGGCAAUGAAAGACUGUAAACCGUUCAUUCAAGAUCGAGCAAUUCAGAAUUUCGGAAAGGUUCAUCCAGAUUUCGGAAACAAACUUCGAAAGAAGAUAGAUGAUUAUAACGCGACUAAAGUGAGAAUUUUCGAAAUAGGACACCUAAUAAGCAAGAUGCCGAAAUAUGAUCCUAGCGAUUUGCAAUUACAAAACUACAAAAGUGGCCAGCCGAAACCAAAAGUGAUGACAACCUCCAAUGGUGCUCCGAUUGCCAACAAAACAAAUGUGCUCACUGUAGGACCUAGGGGUCCAAUGCUUAUGCAAGAUGUGGUGUUCAUGGAUGAAAUGGCUCAUUUUGAUCGUGAACGUAUCCCAGAGAGGGUGGUCCAUGCUAAAGGAGGAGGAGCCCAUGGCAUGUUUGAAGUGACUCAUGAUAUCACAAAGUACUGCAAAGCUGAUAUCUUCAGCAAGAUCGGCAAGCAAACACCGUGUUUCGCUCGCUUUUCCACAGUUGGUGGAGAAUCGGGAUCAGCGGAUACGGCUCGUGAUCCACGUGGUUUUGCUGUGAAAUUCUACACUGAAGAAGGAAAUUGGGAUCUGGUUGGCAACAACACACCGAUUUUCUUCAUUCGUGAUCCAAUGCAAUUCCCGAACUUCAUACACACUCAAAAGAGAAAUCCUCAGACUCAUCUGAAGGAUCCAGAUAUGAUGUGGGACUUCUGGGGACUUCGACCUGAGUCCACCCACCAGGUGAUGUUCUUGAUGUCGGAUCGAGGAACUCCCGACGGUUUCCGCUUUAUGAACGGCUAUGGCUCUCAUACCUUUAAGCUUGUCAAUGCCAAGGGAGAACCAGUCUACUGUAAAUUCCACUUCAAGAUGGCAAGAGAGUAUGGAAUGAAUCUUAUUGCAUUACAGGCACAAAAGAUCAAGAACCUCUCUGCAGAAGAUGCCGCUCGGCUUUCGGGCGAAGACCCUGAUUACUCGAUUCGCGAUCUUUACAAUGCAAUCGAGAGGGGAGACUUCCCACAAUGGAAACUCCACAUCCAGGUGAUGACCUUCGAGCAAGCAGAGAGAUGGCGAUUGAACCCAUUCGACGUCACCAAGGUUUGGCCACAUUCCGAAUUUCCACUGAUUCCUGUUGGAACAAUGACACUCAAUAGAAAUCCAAAGAACUAUUUUGCUGAGGUGGAGCAAGCUGCUUUCUCUCCAGCUCAUGUGGUUCCUGGAAUUGAAUUCUCCCCAGACAAAAUGCUCCAAGGUCGACUGUUCUCCUACACAGAUACACACUUCCACCGUCUAGGACCGAAUUACAACCAGCUGCCGAUCAACUGUCCUUUCCGGGCUCGAGCUCACAACACUCAACGAGAUGGCGCCGCUUGUUACGAUAAUCAGGGCAAUGCUCCAAAUUACUUCCCGAACAGCUUCAAUGGUGGUGUGGAAUGUCCGAGGUCUGUAGAGAGUAGAUGGAAUACGACAGGAGACGUUGCUCGACAUGAAUCAAUUGAUGAGAACAACUUCGAACAACCACGGCUAUUUUGGGAAAAGGUUCUGAACAAUGACGAACGAGAGCGACUUCUAGAAAACAUUUUUUCAACAAUGAAAGAUUGCAAGCAGUUCAUACAAGACCGAGCGAUUCAGAACUUUGUAAAGGUUAGUAAUUCCUAUUCGGCCCUAAAAAUAGAGAACCACGAAUUGCAGAAAAGCUAG
This is a messenger RNA of Haemonchus placei, 3132 nucleotides long. The record is from the annotation of a GenBank genome assembly. Lineage: Eukaryota; Metazoa; Nematoda; Chromadorea; Rhabditida; Trichostrongylidae.